Molecule: messenger RNA, 2022 nt
Organism: Erinaceus europaeus (western European hedgehog)
Lineage: Eukaryota; Metazoa; Chordata; Mammalia; Eulipotyphla; Erinaceidae
Gene: ATP6V0D2
Product: ATPase H+ transporting V0 subunit d2
Exons: 8
Coding region: 160-1215 (351 amino acids)
Biological process (GO): vacuolar acidification; vacuolar transport; proton transmembrane transport
Cellular component (GO): proton-transporting V-type ATPase, V0 domain; plasma membrane proton-transporting V-type ATPase complex; lysosomal membrane
Molecular function (GO): proton-transporting ATPase activity, rotational mechanism
Source: RefSeq, a predicted model, not a curated record
CUGAAUAGAAACCCAUGGAGACUGGAGGAAACUAGUCACAGAAAGUCCUGACUGUCAGCUGAUAGAUUAUUUCUUGAUAACUUCCCAUAACUGCUAGUUCAAUUUUCCAGGCUAGUCUAAGUCUUUUGGGACUAACUGGGAUAUCGGGCUGUUUUAGCCAUGCUUGAAUGUGCUGAGCUGUACUUUAAUGUGGACCAUGGAUACUUGGAAGGGCUGGUGCGAGGGUGCAAAGCCGGUCUCCUGACCAAACAAGACUACAUCAACCUGGUCCAGUGUGAGACUCUAGAAGAUCUGAAGAUUCAUCUCCAGACCACUGAUUAUGGCAAUUUCUUGGCUAAUCAAACGAAUCCUCUUACUGUUUCCAAGAUUGACACUGAGAUGAGGAAAAAACUUUGUAGAGAAUUUGAGUAUUUCCGGAAUCACUCUCUGGAGCCCCUGAGCACAUUUUUUACCUACAUGACGUGCAAUUACAUGAUAGACAACGUGAUUCUACUGAUGAAUGGUGCAUUGCAAAAGAAAUCUGUGAAAGAAAUUAUGUCAAAGUGCCACCCUUUGGGCCGUUUCACAGAAAUGGAAGCAGUCAACAUUGCAGAGACGCCAUCUGACCUCUUUAACGCCAUUUUGGUGGAAACGCCAUUAGCUCCAUUCUUUCAUGACUGUAUGUCUGAAAACACUCUAGAUGAACUAAAUAUUGAAUUACUGCGCAAUAAACUAUACAAGUCUUACCUGGAGGCAUUCUAUAAGUUCUGCAAGAAUCAUGGUGAUGUCACAGCAGAAAUCAUGUGUCCAAUUCUUGAGUUUGAGGCUGACAGACGUGCUUUUAUCAUCACUCUUAACUCUUUUGGCACUGAAUUGAGCAAAGAUGACCGGGAGACCCUCUACCCAAGGUGUGGCAAGCUUUAUCCAGAGGGACUGCGCCUCUUAGCCCAAGCAGAAGACUUUGAACAGAUGAAGAGAGUAGCAGAACAUUAUGGGGAAUACAAACCUUUGUUUGAGGCUGUGGGUGAUAGAAAUGGAGGAAAGACAUUGGAAGAUGUGUUUUAUGAACAUGAGGUUCAAAUGAAUGUGCUGGCAUUCAACAGGCAAUUCCACUAUGGUGUGUUUUAUGCAUAUACAAAGCUGAAGGAACAAGAAAUGAGAAAUAUUGUGUGGAUAGCAGAAUGCAUUUCCCAGAGACAUCGAACUAAAAUUAACAGUUAUAUCCCAAUCUUAUAAGUCAAAGGCAGGCAUCAACUGCAGAAAAUCAUAAAUGUUAAGAGGAUCUUAUUUAGGAAAAUAAAAGUAAUUUUGUUAUAUUUUCUAGAUUUCACAAAAAUAAUAAUUGCCACAGCUUCAUAAAUUACAGAUCCAUUAGCAACACAAUAAACUAACCCAGAAACAAAGAUCUUUUUGGGGGCAGCCUUAACUUUUGUUUCCAUAUUUCUGUCAGAUUCUUUACUAGAUCUUAGAUGCUAAUUUCAAUCCACCCUGUAGUACUUUUCUGGGUUUUGAUUGUGUUAAAAAAAAUCAGAUGAAAUAAUAAAAAAAUUAUUUUGCUCUUCCUUUUUAGUGCUUCUCAGAAGACAAAAACAAAAAACUGAAUGUCUGCUUUACUUUUUAGCUGGCUGUUUCUUCCCUUAUUCUACUGGAAUCUAUAACUAACUAUAUGUGUAGACAACAUGAACUACAUUGGUGGGAAAUAUUAAUAUGCUUUGAUCUGGUAGGCUUAGGAAAAGAACACAAUUCAAAUCAUAAACUCUGGAUGCACAGUAUUAAAGUUAUAUUUUUAAAUAUUUCCUUUAUGUAUGUAUUUGACAGAGACAGGGAGAAACUGAAAGAGAAAAAGGCAGGUGGAGUGAGAAAGAAAAAUCGGCACCUGUAGCACUGCUUCACUACUUGUGACACUUCCCACCUGAAGGGAGGGAGCAGGGCCAUGAACCAGGGUCCUUGCACACUGUAGCAUGUUUGCUCUACCAAGUGUGCUACACUCAGCCCCCCCCCCCCAGCUUAUAUUUUAUCUUUAAAUAAAACAUAUAUCUCUUU